CAAGCAAAGAUGUGGAACCGUGGAAACCUGCUGUUCACCAUCUGCAUUGCUCUGAGGUGUGUGACCAGUGCAGGAGAGGUUGUCCAUGUUACUGGUUAUCUGGGAGGUGAGCUUAAGAUUUCCUGCUCCUAUGGUCAGGGUUAUGAGUCCUAUGAGAAGUACCUGUGUAAGAAUGACUGUGGUCACAGUGACGUUCUUAUCACAACAUCAAACCCCGUGAAAAAUAAAUACAUGAUCCAUGAUGAGAAAAGGGCACGAAUCUUCACAACGACCAUCUCUGAUCUUCGUUCCACGGAUGCUGGGACAUACUGGUGUGGAGUGAGCAGAAACGGGAAAGACAUCUACACUGAAGUCAAGCUGAAAUUAGUGGAAGACAGCUGCUGUAAUAGUGCAAGAAAAAUCAAAAGCCAUGAAGGAUAUUCAGAGUCCAUCAGUUGUCCGUAUGAGUCUCAGUACCAGAACAAUCUGAAGUACAUCUGCAGAGGAAACCGGCCCUCCACAUGUCUGCAGCAGGCACUGAUCACCUCUGAGAACAAACAAAAUGGACGAUUCAGACUUGAUGAUGAAAAGGAGUCAAGAAAAUUCACAGUGACCAUCAGCAGUUUGAGCCAAAAUGACUCAGGGUCGUACCUUUGUGGUGUCCAAAGAAACUCUGACCUGGAUGAUUUCUCUGCUGUUGAGCUGGAAGUUGAAGAGUGGUGCUGUGACGAGUCAAAAAUAACAAGUGGAGUUGUAGGACACCCACUAACUUUGCAGUGUCCUUAUCCUCCACAACACCGAAAUAACAGGAAGUUCCUCUGUAAGGGAGACCACCGCAAAAACUGCACCGACACGGUGACGAGUCAAAGCAGAUUCGCGCUGCAAGAUGAUGUUUCUUCCAGCUCUUUCUCAGUGAGGAUCACAGAGCUGGAAGCAGCUGAUGCUGGGACAUACUGGUGUGGGUCUGACUCACAGUGGAGGGUUGGAAACUACACCAAGAUUGAGCUGUCAGUUGUCUCUCUGCAGCACACCAGCGCCGUACCUUCCACCACCACAGUGGAAACUAUUGGAAAAACUCCAUCACAAGUUCCAGAUGCAGCACUGUAUGUGGUUUACACUGUACCCCCUGUGCUACUGCUUCUGAUCUGUGUCCUCGUGGUUAUGGUUUAUAAGUGCAAACAUUACAAAGCAAAAGGAGAUGAAGCUGUCAUGAACAGAAAAACACAAAAGGCAGAAGGUUUAGAGGAAGUGAUGGGUGCAGCAGCAAGUGAUAAUUAUGGAAACAAAGAAGUUGUGAUGUACGCAAAGUCCUCCAAACAACAGAGUGCCUGUAACCACUAUGACGAUGAUGACAAUGAUGAUGAUGAUGAUGCAAGUGAAGAUGAACCAGACUAUGAAAAUGUCACAACUGAAGAAAUCUACUGCAAUGAAAAUUUCCAUAAAGCCAAUAGAAGAUAAACAGAGCGUGCAUUUGAGGUCGAACUGUGGGUCUCAACUGUACAAAGAUUGUUGUGUUUGAUUCGUCUUUAAGAUUAACAGAUGUUAAUGUACAGGGAUCCAGACUUCUCAUUGUCUCUGAAAACAUUGUUGUGGUUUCUGUUUUACCACGAGAAACAGCUGCUCUUUAUACAUUUAUAGUUUCAUCUCUUACUCUUUUGCUACUUUGCUUUCAUUUUUAUUGCGUAUUGUUAAUAACAUAAUCUGCACUGCUUUCAUGAAAUUGUGGAAAACCUCUGAUGUAAAUGACUGAAAUGAAAUGAAAUGUGAAAUGAUUAAAUAAGUGAAGAACAUGAAA
Molecule: messenger RNA, 1774 nt
Organism: Archocentrus centrarchus (flier cichlid)
Lineage: Eukaryota; Metazoa; Chordata; Actinopteri; Cichliformes; Cichlidae
Product: polymeric immunoglobulin receptor-like
Exons: 8
Coding region: 10-1437 (475 amino acids)
Cellular component (GO): plasma membrane
Molecular function (GO): transmembrane signaling receptor activity
Source: RefSeq, a predicted model, not a curated record